Messenger RNA from Oxyura jamaicensis (ruddy duck), 1895 nucleotides. RefSeq names its product NIPA magnesium transporter 2 (gene NIPA2). Bases 443 to 1528 code for a protein of 361 amino acids. The record is from RefSeq and is a predicted model, not a curated record. Gene Ontology annotation, biological process: magnesium ion transport. The transcript is spliced from 7 exons. Lineage: Eukaryota; Metazoa; Chordata; Aves; Anseriformes; Anatidae. Gene Ontology annotation, cellular component: membrane. Gene Ontology annotation, molecular function: magnesium ion transmembrane transporter activity.
GUCACGUGACGAGCAGCGGGGCCCAGAGCGAGGCGGCCGCGCCCCUUCCGGCGGGCGCUGCCGGGACCGGCGGGGAGGGGGCGGCCGGGCGCGGGGACGGCGCCCGCCAUCACCUCUCGUCGCCUCGCCUCGCCCCUGCCGCCGUUCCCGCUCCCCUCCCUCAUGGCGGAGCAGCGCGAGGCCGCCGGCCCCUCCCUCCGCCCGCUCCGGCCUCCCCCUCCUCCUUUUCCUCCUCUUCGUCCGCGAGCGGCGGCCGCGGGGCCUCUCCCGGUGGGGGUGUGAGGGCGGCGGCAGCAGGGAGUUUCUGUGGAAGCGAUGCUGUGGCUGUUCUCAAACUCUCUUACAAACUGAUUUUGAUGUUUCAGUGUUGCAUCAUCUUGUGUUGAGUAACAGAAGUUGUGCUGUUCGUUGAUUAAUGUGACAGUCACUUGUAGUUUACGAGAUGAGCCAAACCCGUGGGAAAUAUGACUUCUGUAUUGGUCUGGCGUUGGCUAUGAGCUCCAGCAUCUUCAUUGGAGGAAGCUUCAUCCUGAAAAAGAAAGGGCUGCUCCGAUUAGCUAGGAAAGGCUCCAUGAGAGCAGGACAAGGUGGUCAUGCGUACCUUAAGGAGUGGCUGUGGUGGGCUGGACUUCUUUCAAUGGGAGCUGGCGAAGUAGCUAACUUUGCUGCCUAUGCUUUUGCACCAGCUACAUUAGUGACUCCUCUGGGAGCUCUCAGUGUUCUUGUAAGUGCCAUUCUGUCAUCCUUCUUUUUAAAUGAAAAACUUAAUCUCCAUGGAAAAAUAGGGUGUUUGUUAAGUAUACUCGGAUCAACUGUGAUGGUCAUUCAUGCUCCACAAGAGGAGGAAGUAGAAACUUUAAAUGAAAUGUCCAACAAACUAGGUGAUCCAGGUUUUGUGGUCUUUGCAACACUUGUUGUCAUUGUGUCUUUAAUUCUAAUAUUUGUGGUGGGACCUCGCCAUGGACAGACCAACAUUCUCGUGUACAUAACAAUUUGCUCUGUGAUUGGAGCGUUAUCAGUUUCCUGUGUAAAAGGUUUGGGCAUCGCUAUCAAGGAACUUUUUGCGGGCAAACCAGUGCUGAAACAUCCCUUGUCUUGGAUUCUGCUGCUAAGCCUUAUUGUCUGUGUGAGCACGCAGAUCAACUAUCUGAACAGGGCUCUGGAUAUAUUCAACACUUCAAUAGUGACUCCGAUCUAUUAUGUAAUCUUUACCACAUCUGUUUUAACUUGUUCGGCCAUCCUUUUCAAGGAAUGGCAGCACAUGGCGGCUGAUGAUAUUAUUGGCACCUUCAGUGGCUUCCUCACAAUUAUUGUGGGGAUCUUUUUAUUGCAUGCCUUCAAAGAUGUUAAUUUCACCCUGGCAAAUUUGCCCGUCUCCUUGCGGAAAGAUGAGAGAGCAGCAAAUGGUUCUCUGCUGAGCACGUACGACUGCUUGAAUCAUGAUGAAGAAAGUUCUACCUGUGUAGGUGAAAUGCAAUCCACUGAGAGUCUCUCAGCCAGGAGAAAUGGAAGUCUGUCAGCCUUCUGAAAAUAUCUAUGUGGUAAAUAAGAAAAGAACAAUUCUGUAACUCUGGAUUUUUUUUCUGCUGUGAAAUGUCUGAGCUUCUCUGGAACCUCAUGUUCUUCUUAACGGUACGUGUAGACAAUCUGUAUUUUUUAAGUUUGAUUAGUUAUGGAUCAAAAUCACUGAAGGGGUUUUAAUUUGCCUUAUUUUUACUUUAAAAAAAAAAAUACUAAAAUGACCUCAGACCACAGUUGGGUUUGUUGCUUAAGUUAUGUGUAAAUACUUUCAUUUCACUCUUCUGUUUUCAGAUGUAUUGCACUAAUGACAAUUUUAUCAAAAAUAAAUUGCUUUAUUUCUGCAUUGGUGGUAAACAGAUUGCAGCGAAACUGAA